Messenger RNA from Abrus precatorius (Indian licorice), 3842 nucleotides. Its product is annotated as protein PHOSPHATE STARVATION RESPONSE 1-like. NCBI's taxonomy places the organism in Eukaryota, Viridiplantae, Streptophyta, Magnoliopsida, Fabales, Fabaceae. The record is from RefSeq and is a predicted model, not a curated record. Gene Ontology annotation, molecular function: DNA-binding transcription factor activity; DNA binding. Bases 1395 to 2825 code for a protein of 476 amino acids. The transcript is spliced from 8 exons.
GGGGUAAGAAUUUGAUACACCGUUUUACUAGUCACGAGUGGAAUUUCGGGGUAUCUGAUUUUUUGUUUCGCUUCAUUUUCACGUUUUUCUUUGCGUUACUUCACUUCUCAUCGCAUCGUGUUGCUAUUGCCUCGCUUCUCUUCCCUCCGUUGCUAUGCUGGUUGUUGCUACCAACUCUGUUUCUCUUCCUGAUUCCUUUUAUUUAAUUAUUUUUGUUUUUAUAUAUACUUUUUGGUUAGUUCAAUCGUUUUUUAUUCUUGCAACAUCGUUUGUGAUAUUAUAUCAGUUUGCAUAUCUAUUCGUGUGACUGUGAAUUGCUUGCGUCUUUUCUUCAUGUAAUGUUUGUUGAGAGUAAGUGUUUGAUCGUUGGUUUUUGCGUUCCUUUUUGAUGGAUUGGAUUGGGAGAUUAACUCUUGGUCUUCUUAACUGAAAAAUGUUUUUCUCUGAACUUCAUGGAAACAAUAGGGAAAGAAACUGAAAACGGGCUGGGUAAAAACACUCAUACUCCUUGUAUUAUAUUUCAUUUCAGUUUUAAGUAUAAAUAGGUGAAUUGAUGAGUGUUAGUCGAGAAGAUGUUAACUUAUGAUAAACUUGUCUCACGGUCACGUGUGUUUUGCAAAAAUGAAAGAGCUUGAGAAUUUUACUCUCUAUUUGAGGUUUAUUGUCUAUAGUUGGACUGUAAGAGGUCACUUGUAGAGUAGGUAUUGUGUGAUUUGAGAAAAUGGUAAGAAUGCUGUGGCACAUUUCACAAAUUUUAUAAUGAUAAAAAGAGGUGGUUCCCUUUUGUGAAUUGCACAAGGUCGAUAGGUUUAUCUUCUGUGAUUUUUGCUCCUGGAACCUCUCUUCACACUGUCAUUUUCAUUUUGAUAACAAAACAACAUAAGACGAGGCAGAAGAUAACUUAUCAGUUUCAUUUAUUACUGCAAAUGAAAUAGACAAUACAAUAACUUAUCAAUCAAAUAAUAAUGGUUUUGAAUAGGGAAGAGAGAAAGAUAGAGAGAGAGGGAGAGAGAGACACACACAGAGAGAGGAAGCAGUUGUGAUUUCAUUUUGGACCUAAAUUACUAGGAAUUAUGAAUUGUUAUCAGACAUUGAAUAUCUAACUUCGUGAAACUUUGAGGCUUGAGAUCAACAGCUACGAUUGUUUACAUUUAGUAUUUUCUGUUUUUACUUGUUUUCAGGAUUGGGCAUGCUCUUUAUCUAGUUUGUCUGUGAUGAUGAGGUUUUAUAAUCUUCAGAAGUUCUUACAAGUGAGUUGCUUUCCUUUGAGUAACUUUUUAUAUUACAGACUAAAGAGUAUUGUUUCCUUUCACAGGUCUAAAGAUUGAUGACAAAUAGUCUGGUUUGGGUAUCAAUAACAAACAGCAAGUUCUGUAGUAUUUUACUGGGAAAUAAUGGAAGCACAUCCUACUUUCUCCUUUGAAAGAUCAAAACAACUCAAUAACAUAGGGGUGUCUGGAGCACUUUCUUCAUCCUUGUCAGUCCUUCCAAUACCCCCAGAAGGGAUGUAUCCCAAGCCUGAUUCACAGCUGGAUUCUGUAGAACAUGAGCUUAUGACAAGACCUUUUACUCAUUCAAGUUAUUUAAAUUCCGGUGGAGUUGUUGGGCAUAUUUUUUCAUCUUCCCCUGGAUAUUCAACCGAUCUUCAUCACUCAUCCCUUUCCCCUCAUGAAAAACACUCUACUAAUGCUCACUUUGUUUCACAAUCAAUGAAUAACGUGGGCCAAUUUCCAUUAUCAUAUUCUUCAAAUAACGAACCACCAACUUCUGCAACAUGUAGCCAUUAUUCCCAAGAAAAUAAUGCUUCCUGGCAUACAGAUUCCCUGACAAGCUUUCUGGAUUUUCCUGCAAAUAACUCUAUUGAUAAUGGUCGGGUAGAAAACAGUGCCUGCACUAUCAUGGCAUCUGAGGAGUACCGUAAGCAAAAUGAUUGGAAGGACUUGGCUGAGCAGCUACUUAGUGAUGAUGAUACUUUGACUUCUAAUUGGAAUGACCUACUUGCUGACAACAUUCAAGAUCUUGAGCCAAAGGUUUCAAAACCAUUUUCAGAGUUUCCAGAACAUCAAUCCCAAGGCCAUCAGGAACUUCCUGCUUCAUAUGGAGAAAAUUGCAUUAGUGUUGCCCCCUCUUCCUCAGCAAAUUCUGCUCCGGCCAAGUCACGAAUGCGUUGGACACCAGAACUUCAUGAGACCUUUGUCGAGGCUGUCAACCAACUUGGCGGGAGUGAAAGAGCUACUCCUAAGGGUGUGCUGAAGCUCAUGAAAGUUGAAGGAUUAACUAUAUAUCAUGUUAAAAGCCAUUUGCAGAAAUACAGGACAGCUAGAUAUAGACCAGAGUCAUCUGAAGUUAUGGAUAAAAAAUCAAGUUCCAUUGAAGAGACGUCAUCUCUAGAUUUGAAAACUGGUAUUGAGAUUACUGAAGCUCUACGACUACAAAUGGAGGUUCAGAAGCGGUUGCAUGAACAGCUUGAGAUUCAAAGAAAUCUCCAGUUGCGAAUAGAAGAACAAGGAAGGUACCUUCAAAUGAUGUUUGAAAAGCAAUGUAAACCUGGAACUGAAACGUUCAAGGCACUGUCAUCUACCAUUGAGAGUCCAUCUGGAAUGUCUUCAAAUGCUACUAGAGAUUUCCCUGCCAAUAAUGAAAUGGAAGCAUCACUAGCAGACCCAUGCAAGUCAGGACCUGAUCAAGUUAUCAGCAGUGCUACAGUCAAGGAAGGAUCACCAGAAAAGGGUGGGACGCCGGAUUCUCCCCAAACUCAACAUGCUAUUGCUAAUGAAGAUAGUGCUCAAGCCCCAAAGCGUCAAAGAACGGAGAAAGCCAUAUGAUCUGCAGAAUCAGUGUCAACAGUGAACUUACAAGACAAUACUGAUUCAUGAAAGAUUUCAUUUUAGCAAGAAUGACUAAGCUGAAUGAUGGUCAAGGUCCGUAACUUAUGAGUUCCUCCUGUCCUAUUGUGGUCAAUGAGUGUUUGCAUGUGUACCAUGUACAUUAAGCAAAAGAUGACGAGUCAAUUGCUUGAAAAGCUUUGGUCAAAUUUUUGCCGUUAGAUAUCCUCCUUGGUAGAUAGUUUGUAAAUACCACUGUAGGCCCUUACUAAAGCUUGCGGCAUACUCUAUCCUUGGAAUGUGUUAUCCUUCCUGUGUCAUAAACUUAACCGUAUAGCCCAGAAAAAGGAAAAACAGAUGACGAGUCAAGUCAACGAGCUUGUAGCUCAACUUGAUGAUGUCGGAGGUUCAAUUGGUCACUUAUCCGUUUCUGUAUUUGCUUUCAUCUCUAAUGUAAAACUAGAAACUAAAAAUCAUGAGUCCAUAGUUUUGAUCAUGGAGUUUUACAACACCUUUAUCUGGUUUCCUAGUCGUGAGAGAAUGAGAUUCUAGUGUUCAGAUAAUGACAUUACAUCAUAGGCAAGGGACGUAAUUUAGAUCCUCUAUUAUGUUCCUUUUCUUCUAAUUGUACUAAAAAAAGGAUAUACUUCUAGUUAUACCAAUUAUAGUAUAUGUUUCGUUUCCAAUUCCACAUGACGGUGUUUGGUCCACUUCUCUUCCAGCCAUAAGAUCCCCUAUAAGGCAUUAACCACAGUAGGCACAAGGCAAUAUUGUUAAAAAAAGAGUAAAUUGGCCAUUUUAUUAUGUCUCAUACUAAAGAAGACUAAUGUCGUUAUGUUGAAGGGAGUCGGGGAGAUAAGGAAGCUCAGGUGCAUUAUUGAAUCAAUGACGAUAAAGUGUAUUAUUAUACGUUAACCUCACAGGAGUUAGUAUAAUUAUCCUUAUUAUAUAUGUAUGCUAGAACAACACCUUGUCCGUUGUACGGAAAAUCAAAUAAAAAGUAACAGUUGUUUCAAU